UAAGCUAGUGCCCAAAAAAGGGCAGUGGGGGGAACGUCUGGAUUGUACAGCAAGGACCGGAGACUCCGACCUUGGCCAGAGAACCUUGGAUGCCCACCGCUCGCCUCAGGAGCAGCGCUGCUCCGUUCUAGAUCUCCCCUCCAGAACAAACGCCAAACACAACUCUGGCCCCCAAGGCUGUGUACUCCGCGCGGGGAGAGCCUUUGGCACCCAGUUCCCGGGGGCUAUCUACAGAUGCGGCUUUGAAAGCUCCCACGCACGCCCUGCGCCCUCGCCGGGACAGAACCCCCAGCGAGGUGGACUCGCUUUGGUCUUCACUUCUGCCCUCCGCUCUCCCCGAACAUGACCUAGAGGCACCUGCGCUUGGAGGCAGUCGCCGCAGCCACGACAGUCACCAUGAAUAAGGAGGCUGGCGGAGAGGAGCUCGCAGAACUCUUCGGUCUGAUCCCGUCCCUUCUACAGGCGGCCAACACCAGCGGCAACGCGUCGUCGCUGCAGCUCCAGGACUUGUGGUGGGAGCUGGGGCUGGAGUUUACUGACGGCGCGGCGCCGGGGCAUCCCCCGGGCACCCGCGGGGCAGCAAGUGCGGACACCGAGUCCCGGGUGCGGAUCCUCAUCAGCGCGGUGUACUGGGUGGUUUGCGCGUUGGGGCUGACUGGCAACCUGCUGGUGCUCUACCUGAUGAAGAGUAAGCAGGGAUGGCGCAAGUCCUCCAUCAACCUCUUUGUCACCAACCUGGCGCUGACAGACUUUCAAUUCGUACUCACCCUGCCCUUCUGGGCGGUGGAAAACGCUCUCGACUUCAAAUGGCCCUUCGGCAAGGCCAUGUGUAAGAUCGUAUCCAUAGUGACGUCCAUGAACAUGUACGCCAGCGUCUUCUUCCUCACCUCCAUGAGCGUGGCGCGCUACCACUCGGUGGCGUCCGCUCUUAAGAGCCACCGGACCCGAGGGCAUGGCCGGGGCGAAUGCUGCGGCCAAAGCCUGGGGGACAGCGGCUGCUUCUCUGCCAAAGCACUGUGCGUAUUGAUCUGGGCCUCCGCCGCGCUGGCCUCGUUGCCCAACGCGGUCUUCUCCACCACCAUCAAGGUGAUGGGCGAGGAGCUGUGCCUGGUGCGCUUCCCAGACAAGUUGCUGGGCGGAGACAGACAGUUCUGGCUGGGCCUCUACCACUUGCAGAAGGUGCUCCUAGGCUUCGUGCUUCCGUUGUGCAUCACCAGCCUGUGCUAUCUUCUGCUGGUGCGCUUCAUCUCCGACCGCCGUGUGGCUGGGACCGAAGGAGGAGCCUCAGCGGCCUGGGGCGGCCUGGCCGCAGCCAGCGCCCGGAGACGGUCGAAGGUCACCAAAUCUGUGACCAUCGUGGUCCUAUCCUUCUUCCUGUGUUGGUUGCCCAACCAGGCUCUCACCACCUGGAGCAUCCUCAUCAAGUUCAACGCCGUUCCUUUCAGCCAAGAGUAUUUCCUAUGCCAGGUAUACGCGUUCCCGGUGAGCGUGUGCCUGGCUCACUCCAACAGCUGUCUCAACCCCAUCCUCUACUGCCUGGUGCGCCGCGAGUUCCGCAAAGCGCUCAAGAGUCUACUGUGGCGCAUCGCGUCCCCUUCUCUGACCAGCAUGCGCCCUUUCACGGCCACCACCAAGCCAGAGCCCGAGGAGCAGGGGCUGCAGGCCCUGGCACCUCUCCACCGGACCGCGGAGCCUGACCUGGUCUCCUACCCGCCUGGCGUGGUGGUCUACAGCGGGGGGCGCUACGACCUGCUGCCCAGCAGUUCCGCCUACUGACUGGGGGCCGGGGACGCAGUCACUGCAAACUGGCCUU
Lontra canadensis (Northern American river otter) is the source of this 1813-nucleotide messenger RNA. RefSeq names its product relaxin family peptide receptor 3 (gene RXFP3). Gene Ontology annotation, cellular component: membrane. The record is from RefSeq and is a predicted model, not a curated record. Gene Ontology annotation, molecular function: G protein-coupled receptor activity. NCBI's taxonomy places the organism in Eukaryota, Metazoa, Chordata, Mammalia, Carnivora, Mustelidae. The transcript has a single exon. Gene Ontology annotation, biological process: G protein-coupled receptor signaling pathway; immune response. The coding region runs from base 397 to 1776 and encodes 459 amino acids.